Molecule: messenger RNA, 3177 nt
Organism: Polyodon spathula (Mississippi paddlefish)
Lineage: Eukaryota; Metazoa; Chordata; Actinopteri; Acipenseriformes; Polyodontidae
Product: protein kinase C-binding protein NELL1-like
Exons: 20
Coding region: 274-2700 (808 amino acids)
Molecular function (GO): calcium ion binding; protein binding
Source: RefSeq, a predicted model, not a curated record
CGCGACAAAUGUCUCAAAACGCUACAACCACAAGCACCACUGGAAAUAACUGUAAGCAUUUUAUAGGUCAAUUACCAUUGAACAGCUCGAAGGUUGGAGUGUCCCUUUUCUGACAGGGGGUGGGCUAUUCCAUAGAGCAGCGUACAACACCAGCGGUGCUGGCACAGUUUUCAAGGCAGCCUGGGAGCAAGUUUGGAUUUCACUGAAAUCCACAACGCUGGUCUUUUUUUUGUGUGUGUGGAAACUGUACAGAGUUACACACAAUAAAUACAAAUGGACGGUUUUCUGAUGAUUUUAGCAGUCCUGCUCGUUGCAAAACCAGUUUUAGGGUUUGGAAUGGAUCCUGAGUUACACAUUGAUAUUAUCACCGAACUGGAUUUAGUCAAUGCAACUGCUGGAGUAAUCCAAGUGGCCGGACUACAUAACAAUAGCAAAUCAUUUUUGUUUCAAGAUACGGCGAGAGAAGUCCAAGCCUCGCCACACAUAGCUGAGAAAGUGAUUCAGCUGUUUAGGAAUAAAAGUGAGUUCACGUUCCUGGCAGCUGUCCAGCAGAAGUCAUCAACGUCGGGGGUCAUAUUCUCCAUCCUUGAGUCAGAAGACAGUUAUUUUGAACUGGAGAGCAGCGGGUUACGAGAUGAAAUCAGAUACCACUACCGGUUUAAUGGGAAACCCAGAACAGAAGCAUUCCCUUAUCGCUUGGCAGAUGGACAGUGGCAUAAGAUUGCGCUUUCAAUCAGCGCUUCUCAUCUGCUACUCCACGUGGACUGCAAUCGAAUUUAUGAGCGUGUUAUAGACCCUCCACAAACUGAUUUUAUGCCAGGGAGCACUCUGUGGCUUGGUCAGCACAACAGAAAACAUGGCUUAUUUAAGGGUACUAUUCAAGAUGUUAAAAUCAUUUUUGCUCCGAAUGGAUAUAUUGCACAGUGCCCAAACCUUAAUCGCACCUGUCCAACAUGCAGUGAUUUCUUGAGUCUUGUGCAAGGCAUCAUGGAUCUUCAGGAAACUUUGGCUAAGAUGACUAUAAAAUUAAAUUAUGCGGAAACAAGACUAAUCCAGCUGGAGAGUUGCCACUGUGAAAAAUCCUGCAAGGUGAACGGAGUAGUCUUUAAAGACAAACAGUUGUGGGUGGAACCAGAAAACUGCAGAAACUGUGCUUGCAAGAAUGGUGUGGUGGAGUGCAGGAGAAUCCUCUGUCCUCCUGCUAACUGUUCUGCAGGCUCGCUUCCAGUACACGUUGAAGGCAAAUGCUGCAAAGAAUGCAGGCCCAAAUGUAUCUACAUGGGAAAAGUCUUGUCAGAGGGACAGCGAGCCUUAACUAAAAGUUGCAGAGAAUGCAAGAAUGGGAUGAUGAUAAAAGUGACUGAGAGCUGCCCAGCUGUUAACUGCACAGAAAGUGAACGUAUUCUACCGGAAAACAGAUGCUGUAAUGUUUGCAGAGGCUAUGACUUCUGUGCUGAAGGACAUAACUGUGGCGAAAACUCAUUAUGCAAAAACUGGAAAACCAAGGCUGUCUGUGAGUGCAAGAGUGGCUUCACUCCCACCCCUGGAGACUUGGCAUACUGUGAAGAUAUUGAUGAGUGUGCAGCAGAGAUGCAUUAUUGCCAUGCUAACACUGUUUGUGUUAACCUCCCUGGAUCUCACCGCUGUGAUUGCAUCCCAGGGUAUAUAAGAGUGGAUGACUUCUCCUGCACAGAACAUGAUGAAUGUGCAAGCGGACGGCACAACUGUGAUGAGAAUGCAAUCUGCACCAAUACCAUCAGAGGACACAGCUGCACCUGCAAGCCAGGAUACAUGGGCAACGGAACCAUCUGCCUAGCGUUCUGUGAAGAAGGCUGCAGGAGUGGGGGGAUAUGUGUGUCACCGAACAUGUGCCUCUGCCCUUCUGGAUUCAUAGGAAGUCAGUGUGAAAAAGAUAUUGAUGAAUGUGCUGAAGGGGUCCUUCGGUGCCACAGACACUCGCGCUGUAUCAACCUUCCAGGCGGGUACCACUGUGAGUGCCGAAGUGGUUUCCAUGACAACGGCACCUACUCUCUUGAUGGAGGGUCUUGCAUUGACAUUGACGAAUGUGCUACAAGAACACACACCUGCUGGAAUGACUCUGCUUGCGUUAACUUGGAGGGCAGCUUUGACUGCUUGUGUCCCACCGGGCCCUCCUGCUCUGGGGACUGCCCCAACAAAGGAGGGCUCAAACGCAACGGCCAGGUCUGGACUCUGAAGGAAGAUAGAUGCUCUGUGUGCUCUUGCAAGGAUGGGAAGAUUUUCUGUCGGAGAACCGCAUGUGACUGCCUGAACCCCAAUGUUGACCUUUUCUGCUGUCCAGAGUGUGAUUCCAGAGUGACAAGCCAGUGCUUCCAUCAGAGUGGGCACAAGGUGUACCGCAGUGGGGACAAUUGGACAUACAGCUGCCAGCAUUGCAGGUGUUUGGAGGGGGAAGUGGAUUGUUGGCCUCUUGCCUGCCCGGUUGUGGACUGUGAGUACACGGCUGUCUCAGAGGGAGAAUGCUGUCCUCGCUGCGUCAGUGAUCCGUGCCUUGCUGACAACAUUUCAUACGACAUCAGAAAAACCUGCUUGGAAAGCUAUGGAAUCACACGGCUCAGUGGCUCGAUAUGGACAAUGGCUGGAUCGCCCUGCACUACAUGCCAGUGCAAGAAUGGCAGUGUCUGUUGCUCAGUGGAUUUAGAAUGUCUUCAGAAUAACUGAGUCACCUUCUUUAGACUCACAGACUGAAUGGUCAUCUGUGACAAUUGCCAAAGUCUCCACAUAAGGAAGCUGUCUGGAAAUUCUGCUUCGAAGGACCUGUUGUAAUACCCUGUUCCGUUGUCCUUGAAAGACACUUGAACUUCCAAUUUGAUAGAAAUUGUCAUUCUUAAAUGUCGAAACCAUUCUUACUCAUUCAAGGUCUGUUAAAUGUGUUGUAUAAUUGGUUUCACAUUAUUUGAAGAGUGAAUUCACAAAGGGGAAAGUUAUUUAACCCAUGUUGCUAUAGUUGCAUAAAAAUGCGUCACUUGUUAUUGUUUAGUGUGUGUGUGUGUGUGUGUGUGUGUGUGUCUGUGUAUAUAUAUAUACAGGUAUCAUAUAUACAGGUAUCAUGUUUUUUGCUGCGAUAGACUUUUUUUUUUAUUGAUUAUUGCAUCAUCUCAUUUUUUGGUUUCCAUUAAAUACUAUUAAUGUACGACU